AUGAUCGUGCUCUUUAUACUCAAUUUCAUCGACCGCAACAACUUCGCAAACGCUCGACUCAGGGGUCUCGAGGCGGACCUCAACCUCACAGAUGUCCAGUACCAGACAUGCAUCUCGAUCUUGCUAAGCGGCUAUGUUGCCAUGCAAGUCCCUUCCAAUAUGCUUCUCAACAAACUCAAGAGACCGAGUUGGUAUCUCUGCGGGUGCGUCGCCGUGUGGGGUCUGAUCUCGGCCGCAACUGGUGCGGUCCAGAACUUCACCGGAGCAGUGCUGUGCCGAUUCUUUCUUGGGUGUGUCGAGGCUAGCUUUUAUCCAGGAAGCCUGCUGUUUUUGUCGCGAUGGUACACGAGAAGAGAGAUGCAGCUUCGAGUUACUAUCCUGAAUGCAGGGAACUUGGCUGCGCAGGGCUUUGGCGGCCUCAUAGCUGCAGGCAUUCUCGCUGACAUGGAGGGAGCCGCUGGCAUCCGCGCCUGGCGGUGGCUUUUCAUUGUCGAAGGGUCGAUCACGAUUGCUCUAGCUGCCGUUGCAGUUUUCAUCUUACCGGACUAUCCUAGCACAACCAAAUGGCUCUCGGAAGAGCAGCGAGAAAUCGCUCAGAACCGCCUUGCGCUUGACCAUGGACUUGCAGGCGGCUAUUCGGAAGAGGAGGAUGUCACUGCCGUCCAGGGGCUGAUAAUGACUUGCAAGGACGUCAAGGUUUGGCUCUUGGGUCUCACGUAUCACACCACGAUCAUGGGACUAAGUUUCGUCUUCUUCUUUCCGACCAUCACAGAAGCUCUGGGCUAUGACCGAACAGUAACCUUAUUGCUGACAGCUCCGCCGUGGAUCUUCGCUGUCUUGGUUUCCUUGCCAAAUGCGUGGCAUGCAGAUAAGACUGGCGAACGGUUUUUUCAUUUCUUCAUCCCAGCUCUCACAUGCAUCGUUGGGUACAUUAUCUCCGCUACUACGACGACGACUGCGCCCCGCUAUGUCUCAAUGUUUCUCAUGACAGUGGGCUUUGCCUCCGGGUUCGUUAUCCUUGCUUGGAUCUCAGACACAAUCCCUCGCCCUGCGGCAAAGAAGGCUGCUGCAAUCGCAAUGGUCAACGCCAUGGGCAAUAUCGGCAGUAUUCCGGGUUCGUACAUCUGGCCAGCAAAGUACGGUCCGUACUACGUUGAAUCCUUCGGUGCAGAGAUCGGCCUACUAGUGCUGGCUUGCACGACUGCACUUGGCUUGCGAUUUUAUCUCCGUUUACAGAACAAGAGACUCGACAGCGAGGACGCUCUUCACAAUUCUCUUGCUGAUAAGACCAAUGCGAAAGGGAUUGAUGGGAGUGGAAAGGACAUCAGCAGUUUCCGAUAUCUGUACUGA
Molecule: messenger RNA, 1350 nt
Organism: Colletotrichum karsti
Lineage: Eukaryota; Fungi; Ascomycota; Sordariomycetes; Glomerellales; Glomerellaceae
Product: pantothenate transporter liz1
Exons: 3
Coding region: 1-1350 (449 amino acids)
Biological process (GO): transmembrane transport
Cellular component (GO): membrane
Molecular function (GO): transmembrane transporter activity
Source: RefSeq, a predicted model, not a curated record